AAUAGCCCUUUGAGAUUAUAAUAAUUUUAUUCAGUUUUAUUCACUCAUAUAAUUAAGAUAAACAAGUAAUUAACAAGAAGUAUAAAAGGACAUUAAAAUUUCAAAAUGAUGGCAGUCAUAUUUUGGACAUUUCCGCUGUUGCGCUAGUAACGAUGAAACUUGAACAGGAUAAAAAUUCAACAAAUACAAAUUUGGACAUUCCAAACACAAAUUUAAAUUCACCAACUAUAAGUGAUAUUUCUAGUAGUGUUAUAAUUAAAACUAAUUUAAUAUAUGGAAAUCGGAAAACCGCUUAUAAGUCUGUUAUAAGAGAAUAUUCCAAGAAGACUAGCGUACAUGGUUUGAAGUAUAUUUUUGAAAUACAUCGACCAUUUUAUGAAAAAUUAUUUUGGCUUAUUUUCCUCUUAAUAUCUCUAUUUUUUGCGGGGAAAUAUACGUGGAAAACUUAUGUAAAAUGGUUAGAUUCUCCAACGGUUUUGGGAUUCGAUGAAACUCUAGUGAAAAUUCAUAAAAUACCAUUUCCAACUGUAACCAUUUGUCCGGAAAACAAACGAGAUGCGUUCAAAUUCGAUUUUAGCUAUGUGUCAAAUAUGUUUUGGUCUGAAAUGGAAAAUUUAAAUGAAUUUCAUAAUGAAACGUCAUAUUUUAGAGAACAUUAUUUGGAAAAGUUUCUGACUACAUUGCAAACAUGUGACCUAGAAGUUAUUAAUAAAUUCUAUCCUUAUGUACCAAAAAACCUAACAGUAGAUAUAGUACAAAAUCUACUAAAUAUAGCCUCCGGUACAUAUAUAUAA
Messenger RNA from Lucilia sericata (common green bottle fly), 794 nucleotides. RefSeq lists its product as uncharacterized. The transcript is spliced from 3 exons. Gene Ontology annotation, cellular component: membrane. The record is from RefSeq and is a predicted model, not a curated record. Gene Ontology annotation, biological process: sodium ion transmembrane transport. NCBI's taxonomy places the organism in Eukaryota, Metazoa, Arthropoda, Insecta, Diptera, Calliphoridae. Bases 153 to 794 code for a protein of 213 amino acids. Gene Ontology annotation, molecular function: ligand-gated sodium channel activity.